GCCACCGAUGGGGGGUCUUCUGUUUUCUCGGUUCUUGCUGUCAAUUCGGAGUUUUGUUGUCAUUUUCAUUAUUGUGGAUGUGCGUUGGGAAGACACUUGUUGAGGAUUUUUGGGGGUUCUCUCAUUUUUCGCGAGGAUGAGACAUUCUUCGUUGGAUCGAGGCGCCUUUGUUGAUAUAAACCAAAGUUCAGGGACGGUUUUGCGGGCUGACGUUAGGAGGCUUUAACGAUGGACAGUCUGUUCACUCAGAAUGUGUCCGACGAGCCUGACGAUAUCCCUCAGACUCAGGAGCCUGUCUGGAUUCUGGGGAGGAGAUAUAACGCAAUCAAAGAGUUAGAUAUAAUACGUAGAGACAUACGAUCGAAGCUGUGGUUUACUUAUCGUAAGGGUUUUGUACCUAUUGGUGGCGGUAGCUCGACAUUUACAUCGGAUAAAGGAUGGGGGUGUAUGCUCAGGUGUGGACAGAUGGUUCUCGCCCAGGCUCUCGUUGCCUUACAUUUAGGAAGGGACUGGCAAUGGACUCCUCAAACCAGGGACAGCACAUACUUAAAGAUACUGAAUAAAUUCGAGGAUAAACGAACUGCACCAUUUUCUAUCCAUCUGAUUGCACUCAUGGGAGCCUCUGAGGGCAAAGAGGUUGGACAGUGGUUCGGUCCCAAUACGAUUGCCCAAGUUUUAAAAAAAUUAGUAGUUUACGAUGAUUGGAGUUCGAUAACGAUCCACGUGGCUCUCGACAACACGUUGAUAAUAAAUGACGUUCUGAGGCAGUGCCGAGUCGAGGGUGCAGCACCAGCUGAAGAGCUGGACGGAGAGGAGCCUUUGAGGGUCUCCAGUCAGUGGAAACCACUGUUGUUGUUGAUACCGCUGCGCCUUGGCCUGAGUGACAUCAAUCCCGUCUACAUCAAUGGCCUCAAAACGUCUUUCAAGCUCCCACAGUCACUGGGCGUCAUUGGGGGCAAGCCAAACCUCGCUCUGUACUUCAUAGGAUGUGUUGGUGAUCAAGUGAUAUUCCUGGAUCCCCACACGACUCAGAGAUAUGGAUGUGUCGAUCAGAAGAUUCAGGAGGAGGAGGUGGAGCUCGACCGAACGUACCACUGCAAGACAGCGAGCAGAAUACCAAUUACUGGGAUCGAUCCUUCUGUUGCUCUCUGCUUUUUCUGUGCUACUGAGAAGGAAUUCAAGUCUCUGUGCAGAUCAAUGCAGAGUGAGUUGAUAACACCUGAGAAACAACCACUUUUUGAACUUUGCGCUGAACGUCCAGCUCACUGGUCACCCCUGGAUGACGUUGCUACUGAGGCCUUGGGAAUCACAUCCUCAAAUGUUUUAGGUUUUGAAAAGUUAGAACGACAGUACGACACGUCAGACGAGGACUUUGAGCUGCUCGGUUAACGAUGAAUCCAAAAAAUGUCUUAUAAACAAUUCGCUAUUAAAUAAAUACCCCUUAUAUUUGUAAAUACUCCAAACCUCCGAGGCUCACGUUUUUAAUAUAGUAUAUUGCUUAUUACGAUUACAUCACUUGUCGUUUGUAGAAUUAAAAUUAUUUCUCAUUUUA
Molecule: messenger RNA, 1552 nt
Organism: Diachasma alloeum
Lineage: Eukaryota; Metazoa; Arthropoda; Insecta; Hymenoptera; Braconidae
Gene: Atg4a
Product: cysteine protease ATG4B
Exons: 10
Coding region: 229-1389 (386 amino acids)
Molecular function (GO): protein-phosphatidylethanolamide deconjugating activity
Source: RefSeq, a predicted model, not a curated record